UCUUGUGACAACAGGAAGCCGGAAUGACAACAGUGUGAGGAUGCUGCAGCCUGUUUGACUAUUUUCAACACUUCAUUUAUUCAUUUUUUAGAAGGAAACAGACUACAAUGACUUCCAUUAUAAAAGAAACACAAAGCAUAAAAGAAGCAGUGACUUUAAUCAAUGCAAUUGAUGUGAACAAGUUCUCCAGACUGAUCUCCCGCAUCAUACAGAAGCUUCAUCUGAAGGGAGAACGGACAUUCAGUGAAGAAGAGGAGGAAAAACUCCAGACUGCUCUCUCAUUGGAUAAAAAUGCUCUCAACCUAGUCUUGGAAACUUCUGCCUUCAUACUAGAGCAAGCAGUGUAUCAUAACGUAAAGCCAGCCUCUUUGCAACAGCAGCUGGAGAUUGUUCAUCUAACCCUGGAGAAGGCUGAGGUUUUCUCCCAAACCUGGGCAACUGCUGGACCUGAGCUGGUGGAGAAACAAAAACUUAAUGUGUUUGCCCCUAAGAAGCUGGAGUAUGUCGGUUGGCAACUGAACCUGCAGAUGGCCCAGUCCAGCCAAGCCAGACUGAAGUCUCCCAGCGCUGUCCUCCAGCUGGGGCUCCGGAGUGAAAACUCAGAGGUUCAGGAAAAUGUUUUCGUUGAGUUUAACCACCAGGAGCUACUUGAUUUGUACAGCAAGCUCGAAAUCGUCCAAGGACAGCUGGAUUCCCUGACAUGAUGCCUGGUGGACUUUGUACAGCCACACACACACACACACACACACACACACACACACAGACACACACACACACACACACACACACACACACACACUAUAUAUGUUAAUGGUGUUUUUGCUGACAGCCAUGCAGCUGUCAGGCCUCGCAAUUAAAUUUGUGCUCUGAUUUAUUUGAGAAAUAUGUCAGAUUUGAAGGAAGGGGUUUCCUUUUGAACUCCUUUUUUUGUGGUCAUUACAUAGAUUGGAUUUCUAUGGUGGGAAAUUACCCUCAACUUCAUCAGUAUGAAUGGUACUUGAACAAGUUUGUUAACAUUUUUCUCCACCUUCUAGUAAGUUAAUGCUUGCUUUCCCUAUGCAUUCCUUAUAAUAAGAUGUAGAUGAUGGAAAUGUGACAUUUAGCUUCAACUUUUCUUUGUACGCUCAGAAAAAGAGAAAAAAAAAUGGAAAUUAAAUGUCAAAAUGUCAUUUGAGUUACAACAAAUGCAUUGUGUAGCUUGAAGAAUGAACUGCUCUCCAUGCCAUUCUAAUAAAA
Messenger RNA from Archocentrus centrarchus (flier cichlid), 1236 nucleotides. RefSeq names its product COMM domain containing 10 (gene commd10). The transcript is spliced from 7 exons. The record is from RefSeq and is a predicted model, not a curated record. Bases 108 to 704 code for a protein of 198 amino acids. Lineage: Eukaryota; Metazoa; Chordata; Actinopteri; Cichliformes; Cichlidae.